AGUUUUCUCCUGCCCGGGUGAGGAGUUUGCAAACAAGGAGGAGCAGCCCCGUCCCUUCGGUGUCAUUGGAGGAGGUUUUUUCCAAGGAGCUCAUAAAUACGGGGAGGUCGGGUGGGGAGGCUGGGACUGCGCGGGGACCCCGAGGGCAGCGCAACGCAGCGCAGCGCGGCGGGCGGAGGAGCUGCGGGGGGCGGGGGGGGCCGGGCCAUGGCCGCUUUAAUGAGCACCUACCCAUGGCCGGAGAGGUUGGAGGGGGGGGAGGCCGAGGGGCUGCAAGCGGGGCCGCCCCCAAGGUGCCCACCGGGAGAGAAGGGAGGCGAGAGUCGCAUCCGCCGCCCCAUGAACGCUUUCAUGGUGUGGGCGAAAGACGAGAGGAAAAGGUUGGCCGUGCAGAACCCCGACCUGCACAACGCGGAGCUCAGCAAGAUGCUCGGCAAAUCCUGGAAGGCUCUGAGCCUCUCACAGAAGCGACCCUAUGUGGAGGAGGCCGAGCGGCUGCGGGUCAAACACAUGCAAGAUUAUCCCAACUACAAGUACCGGCCGCGGAGGAAGAAGCAAGUCAAGAGGAUCUGCAAGCGGGUAGACCCCGGUUUUUUGCUGGGCAGCCUCGCACGGGACCAAAAUGCUGUGCCUGAGAAGCGGACCUGUGGCCGGGCCGGGGGUGAGAAAGAGGGGCCGGGUGAGUAUCCCCCUCGCCCAGGGCUGCCGCCCAUCCGGGGCUACCGGGAUCCCUCAGGCAGUGGCAGCAGCACCAGCGUGGACGCCUACCCCUAUGGGCUGCCCACCCCUCCCGAAAUGUCUCCGUUGGACGCCAUAGACCCUGAACAGAGCUUCUUCUCCUCACCCUGCCCUGAGGAACAUCACCGCUCCCACCUCGCCGGAGCUUCCUUCUCCCCGGAGUAUGCGGGCAGCUCCCUCCCAUGCAACCACCACCCUCUCAGCCCCAUGCCGCAGCCAAAUUCCUGCAUGAUCCCCCCGGCCUCCAGCUGUCCUCCCCUUCCUCCUCCUCCUCCUCCAAGCUACUACACACCCGCUUUCCCCUCUCUGCACCCCACCAGCCUCCAUGCCCACCUGGGCCAGCUGUCUCCACCGCCCGACCACCAUGGCUUUGACACCUUGGACCAGCUGAGCCAAGCUGAGCUGUUGGGGGAGAUGGACCGUAAUGAAUUUGACCAAUAUCUCAACACCCCCGGCCACAGCGACCACCAUGCUGGAGGCUUGGCCAAUGGACACGUCCCUGCGGCCUCAACAGCUGGCAGCUCCCACGCUGCAGAGACCAGCCUCAUCUCCGUCCUUGCCGACGCCACGGCCACCUACUACAACAACUACAGCGUCUCCUAGAGCCAUGGC
Phasianus colchicus (ring-necked pheasant) is the source of this 1350-nucleotide messenger RNA. RefSeq names its product SRY-box transcription factor 7 (gene SOX7). Gene Ontology annotation, molecular function: DNA-binding transcription activator activity, RNA polymerase II-specific; RNA polymerase II cis-regulatory region sequence-specific DNA binding. Lineage: Eukaryota; Metazoa; Chordata; Aves; Galliformes; Phasianidae. The record is from RefSeq and is a predicted model, not a curated record. Gene Ontology annotation, cellular component: nucleus. Gene Ontology annotation, biological process: cell differentiation; positive regulation of transcription by RNA polymerase II.